Molecule: messenger RNA, 323 nt
Organism: Staurois parvus
Lineage: Eukaryota; Metazoa; Chordata; Amphibia; Anura; Ranidae
Source: the annotation of a GenBank genome assembly
AUGGGUCACUCUCCGGAGCUCAGUGAAUUCAAGCAUGCUACCGUUAUAGGUUGCCACCUGUCCAGUAAGUCCAUCUUUCAAAUUUCCUUGCUACUAAAUAUUCCAUGGUCAACUAUUAGUGGAAUAAUAUAACAAAGUGGAAGCAACUGGGAACAACAGAAACUCAGCCAUGAAGUGGUAGGCCAUAUUAGCACAACAGUGCAUAGAGAGCUUCAUGGAAUGGGCUUCCAGUGAAGAGAACUCUUAAGGUGUCAGCAUACCAAGACAUUUUGGACCAUUUCAUGUUCCCAACUUUGUGGGAGCAGUUUGGGGAUGACCCCUUC